CGCUGUCCGUGGUGCUGAAAUCACACGAGCGCAUGAGAUUUCACAUCCAGCCUGCGUGGAAAGGAUGAGGGGCUUUUUCUUGCCCACACCGCUGCUCAUAUUGAGCUGUUUUGGUGCAUCGUGGGUCCUAGCUGAAGGCCUGGCUGCUCCAGUGAAUGUGUCCAUCAGAGAUCUAAAGGCCAGCUCUGCUGUGGUGACAUGGGACACACCGGACAGGGAGUCCGUCAUCGGAUUUGCCAUCACACAGCAGAAAAAAGACGUUCGCAUGCUGCGUUUUAUCCAGGAAGUCAACACUACCACGAGGAGCUGUGCUUUGUGGGACCUGGAGGCAGAUACAGAUUAUAUUGUGCAUGUUCAAUCUAUCGGUAUAAGCGGAUCGAGCCCUCUCAGUGAACCGCUUUAUUUUAAAACCCUGAAGGAAGCUGAAACACAGGCCUCUAAAAGCAAAGAUGAAGUCACGAUGGAGGAAGUGGGACAGAGCACUCAGCUCAGGGCAGGAGAAAUCAUCAUUAUUGUGGUGGUUCUGGUAAUGUGGGCAGGUGUGAUAGCACUCUUUUGCCGUCAGUAUGACAUCAUCAAAGACAACGAGCCAAACAAUAACAAGGAUAAAGCCAAAAGCUCAUCAGAAUGCAGUACCCCAGAGCACACAACAGGGGGACUGUUGCGGAGUAAGGUAUAA
Molecule: messenger RNA, 679 nt
Organism: Myxocyprinus asiaticus (Chinese sucker)
Lineage: Eukaryota; Metazoa; Chordata; Actinopteri; Cypriniformes; Catostomidae
Gene: fndc5a
Product: fibronectin type III domain containing 5a
Exons: 5
Coding region: 65-679 (204 amino acids)
Molecular function (GO): protein binding
Source: RefSeq, a predicted model, not a curated record